Molecule: messenger RNA, 5337 nt
Organism: Ctenopharyngodon idella (grass carp)
Lineage: Eukaryota; Metazoa; Chordata; Actinopteri; Cypriniformes; Xenocyprididae
Gene: pde4ca
Product: phosphodiesterase 4C, cAMP-specific a
Exons: 10
Coding region: 1532-3346 (604 amino acids)
Biological process (GO): signal transduction
Cellular component (GO): nucleus; perinuclear region of cytoplasm; cytosol
Molecular function (GO): 3',5'-cyclic-AMP phosphodiesterase activity
Source: RefSeq, a predicted model, not a curated record
AAUAAAAGAUGAUUCCUCUUUGUUACCCAGGGACUUGCCUUAAGCACUAAUAACAAUCGAACACAAUUCAUCAGCACUUGCUGAAAACAGCAGCCAAAUACUCAACAUGCCUCUGUAUGAAUUACACAUCGGAACGGGAAUCAUGCAUGUUCUGAAUCUCUCCCCUCCCCCAACCACAUCGUGUGCUGAAAAAUGUGAAUGAGAGUGGAGUCAUGGAUGAAUCUGAUCCCCCCCACCCCCUCUGUCUCCCCCCAUUCCUACUCGGGGUUUCAGAGAUGUGACGCGUGAUUAGCCCACCCACGCAACCACGUGCACGAGGAUACAUACUCACAUAUGAACACGUAACGUAUCUAAUAACCCUGCUCUGGCUGAGGUGAAAAAUAUAAAUAUAUAACUGAGCAUGCAAAAACCUUUCAGAGUAUUCAGGUUAAAAUAACUUUAUAGACAGUUAAUUUAAUUCUUGUUGUCAUCAACUUUUGCAGUGCCAUAUUGCCAUACUAGAUCCUUUAAGAAUGGCUAGUCAUGGGGCGAGCUAAACUGCAACAUAUCUGUAAUAUUUAUUUUUUGAAAAAGUUUUCAUUAAUGUAAAAUAAAUACUCUAUAAAUAAUCAAAUGUAUUCUAUGUUCACUUAUGAAUUUUGUCAUGAUUAGUUAAUUUUAUUAUAAAUAAUGAAGAUGAAUGAAAUUACUGAAUUGUACAUUAACGUUCAAAAGUUUUGGUUCAGUAAGAUUUUUUCUUUUAGAUUUUUAGAAGGUCUUUUAUGCUCACCAAGGCUGCAUUUAUUUGAUAAAAAACAGUAAAAACUUUAUAAUGUAAUUUAUUCCUGUGAUGGCAAAGCUGAAUUUUCAGCAUCAUUACAGCAUGAUCCUUCAGAAAUCAUUCUAAUAUUUGUUGCUCAAGAAACAUUUCUUAUCAUUAUUAUCAUCAUCAAUGUUGAAAUCAGAUAUGCUGCUUAAUAUUUUUGUGGAAACCUAUGAUUUUUGAUGAAUACAAAGUUUAAUAGAACAGCAUUUAUUUCAAAUAGACACCUUUUGCAACAUUAUAAAUGUCUUUACUGUCACUUUUAAUCAAGUUAAUGCAUAAAUCUUAAUGACCCUAAACAUUUGAACAUUUAAUUCAAUAUACAAUAUAACUAAUAACUGUAUGAGUUAUAAGUAUUAAUAAGACACCAGCAACAACAUGACAGUAGAUGCAAAGCAUAAAGCUUUUCAUCUUCAAACCAAGUGCACAUGGUGCAGCCCCAGCCCCCUGUAUCCACCCCAUCCAGCCCCUGCAUGUGCAAUGGAGCCGUGAGCCAAUCAGAUGCCUCCCCCUGACCCAGUCUCUGUCGCAAAACUCAUCUGAUUGGCUAGCAUGUGGCAGAGAGUAGGGAGCUAUACCUGCUGAGAGGGAGAGAGGGGGCUGCUGGGAGGAGCCUGAUCUCUAUGUUUACACAUGAAUCAGGCAGAGUAGGAGAGCAGAGCAUGCGGCAGCGAUGCAAACUCUCUCCAGUCAGCGGCACACGCUCUCAGCCCACCACAGGUGCAGCCCAUGGCAGCUGGAGCUCCCGGUGCUGGGCUGAGCUCUGCAGUGUCGCUGUGUGCGGUGUGGACCGUUAGACUGCUGUGGAACCGGGGAGCUCGGGCAAUCUGGACCGGAGCACAGAACGUGUCUGUAGCAUGUGCACUGGCCAGAGGGAGCUUCUGUUUUGUUCAAGCUGCAUUUUGUGCUGAAAUGCCAGACGUCAGUUACUUGCUGUCUUUUUCGUGGAUGUGUGUUCAGUUCAAAAGGAUGCUGAAUCGAGAGCUAACCCAGUUGUCAGAGACUAGCAAGUCAGGAAACCAGGUCUCAGAGUUCAUCUCUAGCAUCUUCUUAGAGAAGCAACAUGAUAUGGAGAUUAUGUCCCCACCAACCAAGGAGAAGGAGAAGAAGAAGCGGCCCAUGUCUCAAAUCAGUGGAGUGAAGAAACCCACACACAGCUCCAGCGUCGCAGCUUCCAGCAUCCCACGCUUUGGCAUCAGCACUGACCAGGAAGAUCUGCUGGCCAAGGAGUUAGAGGACUUUGACAAAUGGGGUGUGGAUAUUUUCAAAAUAUCCAAGUAUUCUGGCAACCGACCGCUAACGGUAGCAAUGUACACAACCUUUCAGGAAAGAGACCUGUUGAAAUCCUUUAAAAUUCCUGUAGACACAUUCAUUACCUAUAUGAUGGCACUGGAGGAGAACUAUCACUCAGAUGUUGCAUACCAUAAUAGCAUCCAUGCAGCUGACGUGGUCCAGUCCACCAAUGUCCUGCUCUCCACCCCUGCCCUUGAGGCUGUAUUCACCGACCUUGAGAUCUUGGCCGCAAUGUUUGCUAGUGCGAUACAUGACGUGGACCACCCCGGAGUGUCCAACCAGUUCCUCAUCAACACAAACUCAGAGUUGGCUCUUAUGUACAACGAUUCCUCUGUUCUGGAGAACCACCACCUGGCUGUUGGCUUCAAACUGCUGCAGGAAGAAAACUGUGACAUUUUCCAGAACCUGACCAAGAAACAGAGGCAGUCUCUACGCAAAAUGGUCAUUGACAUGGUACUAGCCACUGAUAUGUCAAAGCAUAUGAACCUCUUAGCGGAUCUCAAGACCAUGGUAGAGACCAAGAAGGUGACAAGUCUGGGUGUGCUACUGUUAGACAACUAUUCUGAUCGCAUACAGGUUCUUCAGAACAUGGUGCAUUGCGCUGACCUGAGCAACCCAACAAAGCCCCUGGAGCUGUACCGUCAGUGGACCGAUCGCAUCAUGGUGGAGUUUUUUACUCAGGGGGACCGAGAGAGAGAUAAGGGUAUGGAGAUCAGCCCCAUGUGUGACAAACACAAUGCUUCCAUUGAGAAAUCACAGGUGGGCUUUAUUGACUACAUCGUGCACCCACUGUGGGAGACCUGGGCGGAUCUGGUUCACCCUGAUGCCCAGGAGAUUCUCGACACACUGGAGGACAAUCGUGAGUGGUACCAGAGCAUGAUCCCUCACAGUCCCACUUCUACCCCUGAGGACAAGGGCGUUGUGGUUGGGAUGGGAGCGAUGGGUGGAGGCAUCACCUCAGCGGGGGAGAAAUUCCAAUUCGAACUGACCUUGGAAGAAGAAGGAGAGUCUGAUGUUGAAAGUCCGGUGGAUGAAGAGUUCACUACCAUCGCACAAGAUUCCUCCAGGACAGAUCCAGAAGGCAAACAUCCAUCUUUGGUUCCCCGCACACAGCACGCCAACCUGACCACCCGCUCCCCUGGCUGCAGGACAAUGUCUUUUACGAUGGGCGAGCCCCCAGACAGUGAAGAUGAAGAUAGAGAACUUGACCAAGAAGGGAAAAACGUGUCGUGUCUGCGUCUGGGAACAUAACACUAGUGCACUUUUUCAUUUCGUUUUUGUUUUCUUUCAUACCUCUUCUUUACCACCUACCUAUCCCUCUCCAACCCAUUCUUAGCUUCCUCGGGCAGAGGCGACACAGUGCUGGAGAGCAAAGGAGAGGCAGGAAAGCUUCCACGGGACGUUUUUUUAUACAGUAGUCACCUUGCACUGGACAGAGCUCCUACUCAACGGACUGUCAAACCAUGAAGCUUUCUUAAAACAUUCUCAGUUUCAUGAUUUCGGGGUGCCGUUUCAUGCAGUCUAAGCGUAAAACUGCCUGUGAUACAGACUGAGAGGAAAUGUACUCAAAUGUCUUCCGGUGACAUCCCAGGUUUAAAGUUAACAAACAAGUGGACCUUUGAGAGCCGUCCGAACAUAUUGAUUGAUAAACAGGACACUUUUUAUGUGAGACGUAUGUGCACUAAAAUGUUUUUUUAAAAGAUACACUGUUGACUUAAAGCUGGUCUAUUAGGUAUUAGCUGAACAAAAAAAAACCUAACCUUACAACAGAACAUCUCAGGAUUCAAAGAAACGAUUGCUUUCAUGUAGCAAACAGCUUGAGGGUACCCACAUAGUGACCGCCGUCUUCCUUGGAUCGCUAUAAAAUCUGUAGACUGAAGUCGAGCCAUGAUUGUGAUCUUUUGUGUUUGUAUGUGACGCCACCUAGUGCUUAAUAGUGGAACUGGAGCCACAUUUAUAGGAUUUACCACUCCAGCCGUACACCGUGGCUUUGUAUUGUUGUUCCUUUGCACAGAUGAUACUCAUUUGACUAUUAUAAUUUUUAACUUAAAACCCUUCUCAACUGUAUUUGUAGAAAUGCUGCUUUAAUUUAUGGCAUUUACAUGGUUUACAUAUGCUUCUCAUUUAUUUUUCUAUUCUGCUUCAUCCAAAGCAUGAGCCUAUAAGCAUUAAUAUGUUGUAUGUCACGGUUUUAAAGCUUGCUUCUGAUAUAAUAGGUAGCACUUUAUAGAUAUCUUUGUCAUUGCCAAACGUUGCUCCAUCAGUAAGGGCUGGAGUCAUUAUUAACGUACAGAAGACUAGGAUUGGCUGUGGUCAGCAGGGUAACCAGCAUGUGUACGCGCCCUGUAAGGUGGUCUCUGGAAGGCUGGGCUAGAUUGGAAACCCACAUUAGCUGUAUAGGAAGUGAUCGGUGUCCUUAAACCACAUGUGUACUUUCUCUCUGUUUCUGUGCUGGUCACACUGAAAAUAUGAGGUAUAUUAACAUCUUUUCAAAUGUAUGAUGUCUAAACAAAAGUGAACAUUUUGUUCUAAAACGAGAGCUGUGAGCUGCAAGAGAAAUGAAGUUGUCUAACACAUAAAGCCAAAGUUAGUUUUCUGUGCCAGACCUUUUGUGUUCUUUUGUUUUCGGUGAUUGAUCAGUGCUCUGCUCUUCACAGGGACAUAGCCAAUGACAGUACAAGUGCCAAGCAAGCAUGAUCCAUGCUGUACUGUAAUUUCCAUUUUGCCACUGGCUAAUUUCCAUCAAUGACAUCUACUACUGUCAGUAACAUACUGAUUUGAUCAUUUAGUUUUCUUUUUUUUCAUUAUUCAAAACUGUUUUGUCAAGCUGAAAUUUUAUUUAAGAUUAUUCACAACAGUUUUCAAGUCUUUCUGACUCAAUGUGCUCAUUGUAAGUAAGAUUGUUUGUGUCCUUUUUAUACCAUGGUAUGAAUUUUAAUAUUGGAUACAGUGAAUCUUUGUAUGUAAAUGGAUUACAGUAAACGGGGCUUUUAAUUAUUGGCUAUAUGUUGAUCUUAAUGUCAGUCUGUGCUCUUUACAGCAAUGUUUUGUGUGGUGAAAGAAAGGCUGAGUGGCCAUGAAAGGUUUCGACUUGACUGUACAUGGCACACCUGUGUUUGGUCUCUUUCUGUCGCAGUUCUGACAAUCCCAACAGUACUGUUUACCACUACAACGCUGUUACUAAUGUUGCUGUGAUUGUUUUCCUGUUCCCAAUGCCAAUAAACGAAGAAUAUUAUUAGUAA